AUGCCGAGAUCGUCAGUGCCCAAGCCCGGGCCGGCAAAGCUCAGCGCCAAUGCCGGCCUCGACGAAUGGCUCGAGGAAGCCAAGCAGUGUCAUUAUUUGCCUGAGUCGGUGAUGAAGCAGCUCUGCGAGAUUGUUAAGGAAGUUUUGAUGGAGGAAAGCAACAUCCAGCCCGUUGUCACUCCUGUCACAGUAUGCGGAGAUAUCCACGGCCAAUUCUACGAUUUGCUUGAGCUUUUCCGGGUCGCUGGCGGUAUGCCAGGAGAGACUGCCCUCGAAGCGCCCAAGAGUACCAAACCCAUCAUCAGCGCCGACAUGAUUGAGCCACCUACCGAGAUCACAAACCCGAGGCUGCGCAAAAAGAUCAAGAUGCGCCGAAACAGCAAGGGCGAGAGCAUCGAGACAGAAGCCGCCGAUGACGAUGACGAUGAUCAUUCUCCUGACCCGGCUGCUCAAAGUGCUUCCCGGCCCACAAGUCAGGAAGUUACACCGAGUGUGAACAACCCCAACAUGCGAUUCGUCUUCCUCGGUGACUUUGUGGACAGAGGCUACUUCUCCUUGGAGACAUUUACACUGCUCAUGUGCUUGAAGGCCAAGUAUCCCGAUCGUAUCAUUCUUGUCCGUGGAAACCACGAGUCUCGUCAAAUCACACAAGUUUAUGGCUUUUACGAGGAAUGCCAGCAGAAAUACGGCAAUGCCAGUGUAUGGAAGGCAUGCUGUCAAGUCUUUGACUUCCUGGUCCUGGCAGCCAUUGUUGACGGCGAAGUACUCUGUGUACACGGUGGACUGUCACCCGAGAUUCGCACUAUCGACCAAAUUCGUGUUGUCGCUCGAGCACAGGAGAUUCCUCAUGAGGGCGCCUUCUGUGAUCUUGUCUGGAGUGACCCUGAAGACAUUGAUACAUGGGCAAUCAGUCCACGUGGCGCUGGCUGGCUUUUCGGAGACAAGGUCGCGACAGAGUUCAACCACGUCAAUGGACUCAAACUGAUCGCUCGAGCCCAUCAACUGGUCAAUGAAGGCUACAAAUUCCACUUUCCGCAAAACUCGGUUGUGACAGUGUGGUCGGCGCCCAACUACUGCUACCGCUGUGGAAAUGUAGCAUCCAUCAUGACGGUCGAUAAGAAUUUGGACCCCAAAUUCAGCAUCUUCUCGGCUGUGCCGGAUGACAUGAGACAUGUUCCUGCUGGCAGGCGUGGACCAUCCGACUAUUUCUUGUAG
Pestalotiopsis fici W106-1 is the source of this 1215-nucleotide messenger RNA. Its product is annotated as Serine/threonine-protein phosphatase ppe1. Gene Ontology annotation, molecular function: protein serine/threonine phosphatase activity. Lineage: Eukaryota; Fungi; Ascomycota; Sordariomycetes; Amphisphaeriales; Sporocadaceae. The coding region runs from base 1 to 1215 and encodes 404 amino acids. The record is from RefSeq and is a predicted model, not a curated record. Gene Ontology annotation, biological process: G1/S transition of mitotic cell cycle; peptidyl-serine dephosphorylation. Gene Ontology annotation, cellular component: cytoplasm. The transcript has 3 exons.